Dicentrarchus labrax (European seabass) is the source of this 2051-nucleotide messenger RNA. Its product is annotated as apoptosis regulator BAX. The record is from RefSeq and is a predicted model, not a curated record. The coding region runs from base 133 to 711 and encodes 192 amino acids. Gene Ontology annotation, cellular component: mitochondrial outer membrane. The transcript has 6 exons. NCBI's taxonomy places the organism in Eukaryota, Metazoa, Chordata, Actinopteri, Moronidae. Gene Ontology annotation, molecular function: protein homodimerization activity; channel activity; protein heterodimerization activity. Gene Ontology annotation, biological process: positive regulation of apoptotic process; intrinsic apoptotic signaling pathway in response to DNA damage; extrinsic apoptotic signaling pathway in absence of ligand.
CAGCACAUCUGUCUGUCCCAUCAGCCUUAAUAGAAACCAGCCCGUCCGACACCCGCCCUACGUUGCCGCAAACAAAAACAUUUUGUCACAUGAUUGUACGGAAGUCCGAGCGACAUAAAACAGACAAACAAGAUGGCAUCACACCCGGGAGGAGGCGAUAAAGGAAAUGGAAAAGAUCAGAUACUGGAAGUAGGAGCUGUUUUGUUAAAAGAUUUCAUUUACGAGCGGGUGCGGCGACAUGGAGACAGCAAUACUGAAGUGACCAGGGCACAGCUGGGUGGAGGAGAGCUGUGUGACCCGAACCAGAAGAAGCUUGCCCAGUGUCUGCAGCAGAUUGGAGAUGAGCUGGAUGGCAAUGUUGAGCUCCAAAGAAUGUUAAACGACUCUGCGCUCAGUCCCUCAAAAGAAGUGUUUCUGAAAGUUGCCGUUGAGAUCUUUUCAGAUGGAAAGUUCAACUGGGGCAGGGUGGUGGCACUGUUCUAUUUUGCCUGUCGACUCGUCAUCAAAGCUCUUGUGACUCAAGUUCCUGAUAUUAUCAGAACAAUUAUCAGCUGGACCAUGGACUACCUCCGGGAACAUGUGAUCAACUGGAUAAGAGAUCAAGGUGGCUGGGAGGGUAUUCGUUCCUACUUUGGCACACCCACAUGGCAGACGGUGGGAGUUUUCUUGGCUGGAGUUCUCACCACUGUUCUCGUCAUUCGCAAGAUGUGACGGGUUCGUGAAGAGCAGAUGGGUGAAAGAUGAGAGGAACUACUUCUGUGACAAAUGGGGACUGGAACAAGAAAAAAAAGAAAGGAAAAAAACAACUUUUAAAGAGGAGAAAGAAGUUAUGGCAGAGUGAACAAGUUGAGCAGGAAGAACUUGUAUUUGAACACGAAGGGCCACUCUUUGUUUAUGCUUCUUUUUAAUUUCAAAGCAUUGGGAGUGCGACUGAACACGUGAUGUACCCAUGAUCCCUAUGCCACUGAGGAAGCGAGCGGUGCUUGAUUAAAUGUACAAAAAAAAGGUGGUGGAGAGUGUGUCAGACUUGAACAGGGAAUGCAUUUUAAGUAAUUUAUUUUUUACUUGGUAUAUAUAAAAAGAGUCACUGCAUUCUGUUAUCUGUCCUAAAAGAUAUAUGGACUGACUUUUUAGAUUAAGUUUAAAGUUUUCUUUCUGCAUCAUUUUCUUUGGGGUUUUUUUUUCUUUUUUCUUCUCUCUCCAUCCAUCUCGUCAUGGUGUCUGCGUGCUACAGAACCCAUCUUCAUAUGUAUUUGUGAGUGUUUACUGGUGUCAAUCUGUAAAUCAAUCUGCUGGCAAUGAACGUGUUCGAGGGUGGUCACAGAUAUUUUUUGCAAACAAUCAGUAGAUUUAACAAGAAGAUGAUAUAAGUGAAGAGGAAUUAGACCUCUGAUAAUAUUUGGGCUCAAACAAUCCCAUAUAAUUUCUCCUCUUGAUUGCAGACCUCAGCCUUGUUUAAGUGGAUUAUCAAAGUGCCACAGCUGGGACUUGUGUACAAAGUUAUGUUUACAUUCAACAUGAAUCACCACAUGGUUUAAAAGUCGCAUAAUUUCAGCAACUCGAUCUGAAUGCUCGUCUUCUGUAACGUUCAAUCAUAUGCUGCCUGUGGGCAUUUUGACCAGCAUUGUGACCUUAAUGUGGCUCCCACGUGAAAAACAUUUAAACUGAUUAUUUUUGUCUGUGUUGUGGAUGGAGCCACAUGUCAUGGAGCCACAUGUCAUGGACUGCCAUUUCCUGUGGUCUAUGGAAGAUAUUGCACUGCAGACGCAGAAAGCGCUGGAUUGCUCACAGAUGCUUACCUCACUUCACACAUGUACUGUAUUUUUAUGUGAGUAAUUCAGACUGCAAUCUUAUUAACACGACAAAUAGCUUUUUAUACAUUUUCCUUGUUUGUCAGUGCCUUGGUGUUUUUUUUACUAUGAAAUCACUUUGAUAUUCACAAAUUUUCACCUUUUUCUAACACGUUUGUAAAGCUAAAAAAUAGUUUCAAGUCUCCCUGAAAAUCUUUUUGCAGUGACUUUGUAUGUUGAAAAUAAAUCUUUUAACCCUUA